Molecule: messenger RNA, 1617 nt
Organism: Aspergillus novofumigatus IBT 16806
Lineage: Eukaryota; Fungi; Ascomycota; Eurotiomycetes; Eurotiales; Aspergillaceae
Product: 3'-5'-exodeoxyribonuclease
Exons: 5
Coding region: 294-1241 (315 amino acids)
Cellular component (GO): cytosol
Molecular function (GO): 3'-5'-DNA exonuclease activity
Source: RefSeq, a predicted model, not a curated record
UAGGAUUCAGGAUCAGAGAAAAGUCCCUCAAUCGACGCUCGCAACUGCCUCUGAGUUGCCCUGAAAAUUGUCCAGGUAUGUCUAGACGGUUGAAUUCAAUCCCAUAGCGGAAGGAAUGCUCCUCUGCCUGAUUAAAUGGAUUGGAAACGGUAGUAUUGCGGAUUGGCUCACCGAUAAAUGCAGUCUCAGGGAGCAGUCUGCUGAAGUCAGGACGUACAUCUUCUUAUGCUCUCUCUAAUAGCAAAAGAUAUUACUGUUCUGCUCUUCUGAAUAAAGUACCAGCCAAAGUCAAGAUGAGUGAUUCUAACAGGCCUUUGAGAUAUGUUGACAUUGGGAUCAACCUUGGUGACCCUGUAUUUCGAGGAGAAUAUCACGGCAGGCAGGUUCAUGACAAUGACCUUGACGAUGUCAUUCAGCGUGCCCGCGAUGUGGGGUGCACGAAGUUCAUGGUGACUGGUUCAGAUCUAGUAGAAUCUCGGCAUGCUAUUCAGCUUGCUCAAAAUUACCCCGGUUUCUGUUACGCAACUGUUGGUGUUCAUCCAUGUCAAGCAAAGCUCUUCGAUGAAUUUCCUGGCGGUCCAGACAAGAUGUUGGAGGAGCUGAAGUCUCUGGCGCUGGAAGCAAAAGCAGCCGGGCAUGCUGUUGCAUUCGGUGAAAUCGGUCUAGAUUAUGACCGACUGUUCCUCAGCGCCAAAGAACCUCAGCUGAAAUAUUUCGAAGCUCAACUGGAUCUUGCGGUGGACAUACAGCUCCCGCUCUUUCUUCAUUCCAGAGCCGCAAGUGAGGAUUUUGAGAGGUUGCUAGCUCCCAGACUGGAGAAACUUCCCAAGAAAGGCUUGGUGCACAGUUUUACAGGGACAAUGGACGAGAUGAAACGGAUGCUGGCGCUGGGUUUGGACGUCGGUGUCAAUGGAUGCAGCCUGAAGACGGAGGAGAACCUGGAGGUGGUGAAAGCUAUCCCACUUGAUCGAAUCCAGAUAGAGACAGAUGGUCCAUGGUGCGAGAUCCGGCCCUCUCACGCAUCCGCUAAGUACCUGGAGGGUUCUCCCGCAUUGCCCAAGGCAGUCAAGAAGGAGAAAUGGCAGAAGGGCCUUUUGGUCAAGGGUCGCAAUGAACCCGUUGCGAUAGCCCAUGUCGCCCAUGUCAUCGCUAAAUUAAAAGAUAUUACGGCGGAGGAGGUUUGCGAGGCGACUUGGAAUAACUCGAUAAGAAUGUUUGGACUCGGAGAGGAAGUGCCGUAACUCUUUGCCUCCGCGAAGCUGCUCACCGGAAGGGGAGGGAAACAGUUGCUUGGGAUUUGUCAAGCCCAGUCAUUCUGUCCAUACCCUAACUUUGACUCCGAUAGAUAGAAAUGAUUGCGAGCGUGUCAAUGAACUUUGCUUCUCAAUGUUCAUGGCCAAGCUGUCUGAUUUUAAAUUGACCGAAGCUCUUCUGAUUCGAAUGUUUCAGGCGUCGAUUUACAAAGUUGGCACCGUCUGAUAAAGAAAGCAGUCCAUUUUCCAAUCACCACGAAAGUGACUCAGCAGAGAAGCGACUUCAACUGUGACUGUUUGCUCCUGCCAUGAUAUUCUGAGUCUGGACUAUAACAGACUCAAUAUGAGGUCAUCUUUGUUGAAG